Molecule: messenger RNA, 2787 nt
Organism: Dromaius novaehollandiae (emu)
Lineage: Eukaryota; Metazoa; Chordata; Aves; Casuariiformes; Dromaiidae
Gene: DFFB
Product: DNA fragmentation factor subunit beta
Exons: 6
Coding region: 47-1138 (363 amino acids)
Biological process (GO): apoptotic process; apoptotic DNA fragmentation
Cellular component (GO): cytoplasm; nucleus
Molecular function (GO): DNA endonuclease activity
Source: RefSeq, a predicted model, not a curated record
CCCGCAGGGCGCAUGCGCGCGGCGGGAGCGGCCGGGGCGCGGCGCCAUGUCGGGGCAGCUGCGGGCGUUUCGCCUGCGCGGGGUCGGCGGCGCGCAGAAGUUCGGGGUGGCGGCCGGGAGCCUGCGCGGGCUGCUGCGGAAGGGCUGCCGGCUGCUGCAGCUUCCCUUGGCAGGCAGCCGCCUCUGCCUCUACGAGGACGGGACGGAGCUGAGCGAGGGCUUCUUCCGCGCGCUGCCGCCGCAGACGGAGCUGGUGCUGCUGGGCCCGGGGGAGACGUGGCGCGGCUGUGAGUGCGGCGGCGCCGGGGAGCGGGGCGGGCGCGGCGGGGCGGGGCGGGGGCGCCGGGCCCCGCUGAGGCGCCGCUCGCCCCGCGCAGGCUUCGGCGACGUGGGGCGGCUGCUGGCGGCGGCCGGCGGCCAGCGGGACGCCGUGGUGGAGGCGGCGCGGAAGCUGCUCUCGGACGAGCUGGCGCCCCAGCGGCAGAAGCUGCUGGUGGAUCUGCUGCACAACCUGGACGAGAACAUCCUCGCGGAGCACAGGCAGGACGACCAGAAGUGGUUCGAAGGUCUAGAGUCUCGUUUUAAGAAUAAAUCAAGCUACAUGCGAUACAGUUGUGAAAGCAGAAUACGAAGCUACAUGAAAGAGGUUAGUGGUUUUAUUUCAAAUGUUCAUCCAACAGCAAGAGAUGCAUAUAAAAGGAUCAUUGACCUGAUGUUGGAAAAACUGAAAUCUGUGAAAUAUAACGGGUGCUACUUUGACAGAAGAGAGGAGGAGGAGGCAGCCCGCCUGUGCACUGUGGAGGGAUGGUUCUCUUGUCAAGGACCUUUCGACAGCGAUUACUGCCCCUGUAAGCAUUCCAUCAACCCCUACAGCAACAGGGAAAGCAGAAUCCUCUUCAGUACAUGGAAUCUCGACCACAUAAUAGAGAAGAAACGAACUGUUGUCCCAGAACUGGCAGAAGCUGUCAAAACACGGGAUGGAAGAGAAGUGAACUGGGAGUACUUCUAUCAACUGUUGUUUACCUUGGAUAAUCUAAAACUUGUACAUAUUGCUUGCCAUAAGAAAACCAAUCAUAAUCUCAGCUGUGACAAGACUAAGAUUUACAGGAAAAGGAAGCAAACCCACAAGAUUUCAUAGCGGUACACCUGAAAGUGACUUCUGUUUUUUUCCAAAAUCAUGUAACAUGACACCAUUUUUAAAUAGCUCUAGUUUCUGAAACAAAAACAUAUUUAGCAAGUCUCUUCUGCUAAGGACCCCAAAGUAAUCCAAAUGCAAUCUCACAAAGCAUACAUUCAGAUUAUGUCUAAAGCUACUUUCCCUCCUUCCUGCUUACUACAGGCCUUGCUUAGAUCAUGUUCCAUUAAGCGUGAUAAAGUACAGCUAUAAAUCAUACUAAAAAAUACAUUCCUUCAAACAUUAAGGCAAACAAAGCACACUUCAGGAUAAUUAUUUUGCUCUGUGCCUCUUGCGGGUAGACAAGCAUUGUAUUUCAAAUAUGCCAAAUGCUGAUUCAGCGACCGAGCCACUGGCUCUUCUGUAUAAAAAUACCUGCACUUACCCACGGCCUUUCCAUUUGCUAUUAUUUUAGAUGCACACCUUCUGGAAGGAGUAGCAAGGCCAUCUUUGCUUUUAAGAUGUUCUCUAUUUGUCCUCCUUCCCAUUGCUUUCCCUCUCCUUUCAGACAGUUUCUGCCUCUUUAGCUUGAGUUUGCUUGAAGCAAGACAUGCAGUGUUACUGGCUAAGCAUCACAUUUAUGUGCUGCUUUAGAAUAUUUAUUGCCUCUGUAACACACUCCCUACCUCUCAUGAAACAAAAUAUAUCAAUUUUUGUAUUAUGUAUUUUUUUUAAUAUCAGAUGAUAGCUACUGAACUCUCAGGGAUUGUCAGCAUUUGUAUUUUCUUAAUAAAAAAUAUCAUGGGUAUCUUCAUGUGUAUGUGAAGGUAGAGGUGUGCAAGUGGUUAAUAAAACAUCAGACUAAAAUAAUAAGACCGAAUCUAAAAUAAUGAGACUAAAAAGACUGAGCAGAGGGAAAGGUGUUUAUGAAUGAGGCACUAGAUACUUUGUAAUUAACAUACUUGGCUCAUUUGUAAGGAAACUUCCUUCAUGCAGUUGGUCCUCCUCCUUACCCACAUAAAUUCAGCCAGUCCAGCUAGAAUUGUAUUAAGAUCGUAUUUCACCUGUAAUUAAGAUAGAAAUGCACAACAUACUGCUUUGACAUUCCAGAAGCCGUAACAUCAAAGAUUCUGAUGACAAAUACUAUAUGAUCUGUAUGGCACACUUUCUACGCACUGAAAAAUCACCAUUUUGUACUGUGCUAAAACUAAGACGAAGAUCUACAUGUAAAGGCAUGUUUGCUAGCAAGAGGAGGUAGCAAAUAAACCUAAAUGAGAUUUGAGAAAAGCUGGAAGGACUGCUUCACAAUGGAGUUGUACUGAAAACCAUGAGAGCAAUUUUAAAUUAAAUCUUUGCGAAUUACUGAAUUAAAAUGAAAAGGAGCCAAGAAGUAUCAUGGGCAGAAACAACGUAUCAGCUGAAUCAGAAUGUGAAUGAAUUAACAUGUCAUGCAUAUACAAUUUGUUUGGCUAACAAUUUUAAUAUGAAUGCUUAGCAGGCUAUAGCUGUAGAAAUUAAUAUUUAUUUAAACCAUCUGCUGAUUAUAUUUGCUUUCUAGAAAUGUAGAGGAAAUUACUUAUAAAAAAAUAAAGUUGUGGAAGCUUAUUGCAUAAUCACACUUUCAAAGAAGUAUUACCAUAAACACUGGAUGAAUGAACAGUUCCUGAAAUCUC